Debaryomyces hansenii CBS767 is the source of this 1005-nucleotide messenger RNA. RefSeq lists its product as uncharacterized. Bases 1 to 1005 code for a protein of 334 amino acids. Lineage: Eukaryota; Fungi; Ascomycota; Pichiomycetes; Serinales; Debaryomycetaceae. The transcript has a single exon. The record is from RefSeq and is a predicted model, not a curated record. Gene Ontology annotation, biological process: lipid storage. Gene Ontology annotation, molecular function: lipase activity. Gene Ontology annotation, cellular component: lipid droplet.
AUGACUUUGAAAACGUUCCCUCACGAGGAGUACACCUCGAUAUAUCACAAGAACCCGCUCCAGCAUUCUGCAUCUGUUCGUCCGUUGUUAGUUUUAAUUCCCGGAAAUCCAGGCUUGGUUGAUUUUUAUAUUACUUAUUUGAAUUUAAUCCAAAAAAGGAAUCCUAAUCUUGAAAUAUUGUGUAUUUCUCAUGCAGGCUUCAAAUCUGAUGGAAAUAUUAUAGAUGAUGAUUCAGUUUUCACAUACUACAAUUUAGAAUUCCAAAUAGAACAUAAAAUUGACAUUCUUAAAUACUUCAUUUUAAAUGAAAACAGAAACACCGAGUUGUAUUUUCUAUCUCACUCUGUGGGAUCUUAUAUUAACCAAAGAGUCGUUCAUCGUUUGUUGAAUAAUAGCGAGCUUCAGAACAAAAUGGAUAUAAAGUUUCUUGGGUUAAUUUGUCCAACAAUUAUAGAUAUUGGCAGAUCCAAUUCAGGCCAAAUUAUAACGAAAAUGUUUGCAUAUCUACCAAUAAUCCAAAUUGCGAUAUAUUUAUCUGUUCUUAUAAAUUCUCUUUUUCCUGAAUCAUUUGUCAAAUUCGUUGUCAAAAAUGUAGUAAUUGACAAGUCCUCAUCUACGAGAGAAGAAUCACAGGAAUCAAUAGAGAAUUCGACUAUAGGCGCGUUGAAAAUUUUCAGGUCUAAGAAUAUUAUCAAGCAGGCUUUGAACUUGGCGAAGGAAGAAAUGAAGACUAUUCUCAAAGACGAUGAAUUUAAUGAUUGGUUCUUCAAAGGUUUACCAUCAAAAUACGAUAUACGAAUUUGGGCAUAUUUUGCCCAUACUGACCACUGGGUUCAUGAUACUACUAAGGACUAUAUAUUAGCUAGAUAUCAUAGUGAUAGCAACAAGAAGUUGUCAUUUCAAAUAGGAGAUAUGGAAGAUUCUAUAACGCAUAGUUUUUGUGUAAAUGAAAGUAUCGAAUUUUCACAGAUUACAAGUGAAAAACUAAGCGAUAUUUUACCAUAG